Dipodomys spectabilis (banner-tailed kangaroo rat) is the source of this 3087-nucleotide messenger RNA. RefSeq names its product vesicle trafficking 1 (gene Vta1). The transcript has 10 exons. Gene Ontology annotation, biological process: late endosome to vacuole transport via multivesicular body sorting pathway. NCBI's taxonomy places the organism in Eukaryota, Metazoa, Chordata, Mammalia, Rodentia, Heteromyidae. Gene Ontology annotation, cellular component: multivesicular body. The record is from RefSeq and is a predicted model, not a curated record. Bases 40 to 963 code for a protein of 307 amino acids.
UGGUCAUUUGGGAUGCAAGUGCUGCUUCCGUGAGUGGCGAUGGCCGCGCUGGCUCCGCUCCCUCCGCUCCCGCCGCCGUUUAAGAGCAUUCAGCAUCACCUGAGGACGGCCCAGGAGCACGACAAGCGGGACCCGGUGGUGGCCUAUUACUGUCGACUAUAUGCUAUGCAAACUGGGAUGAAGAUUGACAGCAAAACUCCUGAAUGUCGUAAAUUUUUAUCAAAACUCAUGGACCAGUUAGAAGCUCUUAAGAAACAGUUGGGUGAUAAUGAAGCUAUAACUCAAGAAAUAGUUGGUUGUGCCCAUUUGGAGAAUUACGCUUUGAAAAUGUUUUUGUAUGCAGACAAUGAAGAUCGGGCUGGGCGAUUUCACAAAAACAUGAUCAAGUCCUUCUACACUGCAAGCCUUUUAAUAGAUGUCAUUACCGUAUUUGGAGAACUCACUGAGGAAAAUGUAAAGCAUAGAAAGUAUGCGCGAUGGAAGGCCACAUACAUCCAUAAUUGUUUAAAGAAUGGGGAGACGCCACAAGCAGGCCCUGUUGGAAUUGAGGAAGACAACGAUGUUGAAGAAAACGAAGAUGCGGGAGCAACCUCUCUGCCCACUCAGCCACCCGAGCCCUCAUCCUCUUCAGCAUAUGACCCAAGCCACAUGCCAUCAGGCAGCUUUACUGGAAUCCAGAUUCCCCCAGGUGCACAUGCUCCUGCUAAUACCCCUGCAGAAGUGCCGCACAGCACAGGUGUCACAAGUAGUACUGUCCAGCCAGCCCCACAGACUAUUCCAGCCAUCGAUCCUGCACUGUUCAGUACAAUUUCCCAGGGGGAUAUCCGUCUCACUCCCGAGGACUUUGCGAGAGCUCAGAAGUACUGCAAAUAUGCUGGCAGCGCUUUGCAGUAUGAAGAUGUGAGCACCGCUGUACAGAAUCUGCAGAAGGCCCUCAGGUUGCUGACGACAGGCAGAGAAUGAAGUCUUUGUUCAGGAGAGAGCCAUGUAUUUUUGGCAUAAGGAACUAUUAGUCCAUUAUUGUAUCCUCAGCCUAUCAGGAGCACAAUUUUAAGGAAGACUUUGGUUCCAUUGACCAGGAUAGUGACUCUGUGUGUAUCAGAUUCCUAUUGAAGCAUUCAGCAGCCUCAGCCAAUUUCAUUGUCCAUUUAGUGGAUCCAAUAAUCUCUGAGUACAUAAGGCUGAUGUUAGCAAGAUCCUAAAAAUGUCCAUUGAACUCUGCUUCAGAAAAUGAAAACACACCUUUACAAAAUCAUGUUGGGAAUAACUUUCUUAAUUUACACACAUUAAAGGAUUUUUUUUAAAUCUGUAUCUGGAAAAAUAAACCAUACUACUUUUUACAAAACUCUAAGUUUAACUUUUAAUACAGAUUGCCAGAAUAUUCUAGGUUAGGGGUCAUGUUUUUGUCUUCCUCGAGAUUUACAAAACAAAUACAAACAUCCGAAAAUACUAGAUGAAUCCAAAAGAGAUUGUGUUCAAACUCAGUUUAUAGUCAUGUCAGCUGUUAUUGUUAACAAUUUGAAAUUUCACAGAAGGAAAUAUGAAGUGACAAAGUAGAAUCUCUCUUAGAUUUCUGAAUGUUAGUUUCCAACUGCUUGCCCCUACCCAUUGAAGUGUAUGGUGAAUUGGUGUUUGCUUCAUAGGCAGUUUGCAUGUAUUAAAAAAAUCAAAAAACUGUAGUAAUUCCUGGCAACUUGAUGCUUGAAGUUAACGUUCUCCUCUGCUGCUGUGGAGUGGUUCUGUAUCUAUUGUGUAGAUGGGAUGAUGCAGAAGACUGUGGGUCUUCAGAUUCUGUUAGAAGUUUCUUAAGUUUCAUGGGGAGCUAUGGACUUUUGUACCACCUGGAGUAGUGCUAAGUAAAAAAAAUAAAUGCAAGGGUUCUUUAACUAGUUUAACUUAUAACAGAGCCAAAUGUCUGUAUUGAUCUGCAUGAUAGAAUUGUCUUUUUUUAACUAUUUAUAUUUAGUUGCAGAAUUACAGAUGCUUCUAUAGUAAAAAAAAAAAAAAAAAAAGAUGGUUGAUAAAAAAUGCAUUUGUCAAAUUUUCAUGAAACAUACAUAGUCCACUUUAUUAGGUCACUUGAAUAGGAUUGGGUAGGAAUUUGUCAGGCUCCAGCAGGGUGACUUGUUACAUACAGUGUUAGUGGAUAACCUUACUUUUUCAUGAAAGUUGCUUUCCACAGCUUCAGAGUUGCUGGACUUACAAGGAUGUUUACUAAAAAAAGUUUCCUGACCCCUAUUUUAACAAUGUCUUUGAAAGAAAGUAAAUCACUAACUCAUAAUCAUUUGUGUCCAUUUUUCUCUACAUAAAUGUGUUUGUUAGAAUGAAUAAUCAGACUGAAUGAACUAUUCUAAAUUAUUGUUUAAAAGUCCCAUUGUCUCCUUAAUUUUUUUUUCUCAUAUGUUUUCACAGACAGGAUUUAGCAGAUCUGGAUAACCAGUGCUCGAAGAUAGUCUAUAAACCAUCCUUAUAAUUGACAACUGGCUAGAAUUAUUCUAAAAGAGUUACAUAUAAGCAAAUUUUAAUUCAAUUCUUGUUUAUACACUAAAAAAUAUCACCUCCUAUUUCAUACUCUCAUUAGGAGAGCACCUGGCAGGAACGGGACAAGACCGUGAUGACAGGGCUACGUGGUACCACAAAACCCUUCACUCUGUUAGGAGACUUGAAAUACAAUUCAUGAAGUGCUUAGCCCAAGGUAGAAUUCAAUAAGUGUUUAUUGUUGUUCAUUUUAAUACUAUAAUGUAAUGUGGAUGUUAAAAUUUUACUUGCCAAAUAUUAGGGGGAAAAGUUUUCUUUGUGGCCCAAUGUCUGAAAAUGCUUUCAUGCCUGAGGGACUGCACUUCAUAAUGUUUUCUUACUUUGUAUUUGUUUUUCUGUAAAUGCUAAUGAUAAAACUCCCUCAUUCUGGUGUAACACUAGGAAAAACAAUUUUUAUUCAUUCAACAUCUAUUCACUGAGCAGCUACAAAGAACCUAUUUUUCCUUGCAAAAACAAGUAGCAGGAAAAAAAAUCUCUGCCUCAGAGUUUAGGUUCUAAUGAGGUAAAGAACAGACAUGUUAAAUAAAAGUAUAUCAUAUAUUGUAUUUG